This is a messenger RNA of Strongylus vulgaris, 360 nucleotides long. The record is from the annotation of a GenBank genome assembly. NCBI's taxonomy places the organism in Eukaryota, Metazoa, Nematoda, Chromadorea, Rhabditida, Strongylidae.
AUGUGUCUCGAAGGCUCGGAUUGUGAAAGAGAUGCAAGCUGUGAGGAAUGCUCCGGCGUCGCAUGCACCAGAAUCACCUCCUUUAAUCUAGAGGAUAACCGAGAAGUGGCACUUACUUGCAUUCCAUACGAUACAAGGAAAGCUGUCAUGGCUCUUUUAUUUGUCAGCCAUAAGCGCUUCCAUACUGCAGGUCAAGUUUACCAAAUGAAACAGAUUCGCCCUGCAUAUUUGAAUACGGCAGUCGUUUUAUACGGACAUUUGGAAGAGCGCAUCUGGAAGAGUCCGGAUGUCGGCGAGUCGGUGAUCGUCAAAUCUGUGUUUGCUACUCAGGGGAUUAUUGUAACUCUGCCAGCAUUCUGA